This is a messenger RNA of Physella acuta, 450 nucleotides long. RefSeq names its product salivary glue protein Sgs-3-like. NCBI's taxonomy places the organism in Eukaryota, Metazoa, Mollusca, Gastropoda, Physidae. The record is from RefSeq and is a predicted model, not a curated record.
AUGACUUUUGUCUGGCUCAAUGGCCUACUUCCUACCACCACCAAGCCCAACACCACCAAACCCUACACCACCAAGCCCUACACCACCAAGCCCUACACCACCAAGCCCUACACCACCAAGCCCUACACCACCAAGCCCUACACCACCAAGCCCUACACCACCAAGCCCAACACCACCAAACCCUACACCACCAAGCCCCACACCACCAAGCCCUACACCACCAAGCCCUACACCACCAAGCCCUACACCACCAAACCCUACACCACCAAUCCCCACACCACCAAACCCUACACCACCAAGCCCUACACCACCAAGCCCUACACCACCAAGCCCUACACCACCAAGCCCUACACCACCAAGCCCUACAGACCCGAUGUCUCACACCCAUCCACUCACCGUACCAUCGCAGCCAGCGCAACAGCGACCUACUUUACACGCCAGACCAGCUAA